Phytomonas sp. EM1 is the source of this 1479-nucleotide messenger RNA. The record is from the annotation of a GenBank genome assembly. Lineage: Eukaryota; Euglenozoa; Kinetoplastea; Trypanosomatida; Trypanosomatidae.
AUGCCCCCAAGGAAUAAAGCCAAGCGGCCCCUACUUCCGGCGGCGGAGAAGACGAUAUCAAAAAAGGGUACCGAGCCGGUGGGGCACUCGUCUCGAACAAGACGCAGGCUUGAGGCACUGGCGCAUGUGUUUCAGGCGACCCCAGUGCUUCCUCAGGACUCCACUCAGAGCGCCGCCACUCCGGAGACGAGGGGGAAGUCCAACUUUACCUUGGGGAUUGAUAUACGAGGUCGUCUUGCGAUGCUGGGACACGCCAUGCUCCUUCUGGCACACCUCCAACGCGCACAACAGGGAGCGCUGCUGCCGCGAAACCCCCUUUCCAUCUCCCAUCCCAGUAUUAGGGUCAACCGACGCUGGCUGGAGGCCGUCACGGCGUACUCCGGGACAACUGUGACAGUGGACGACGUCGCCAGGGUGGCUACGGUCUUCCCGAAUUGGGUCCGCGCCACUUGGGGAGUGGGGGAGACGCCUUGGGGAGAGCGCGGGGUAGGGAAUGGUCGAGGCCUCCGCCCGCUGUCGGACGGGGCAGAGCUGCCACCCCAGGCCUCCACAGUGGGCGGCACGAGAAUAGAGGGUGUGAAGGGGGCGGCGUUGGCCACAGAGGAGCUCACCGUGCGGCUUCACAUCCUGACCUCUCAUGUCCCGUCCACCGAGGAGGCGGGUGAGGAGCUCCAGCGGUUGCUUCAGGAGAAGCAUGGAUCCAAAUCGGAGGCGUGGCUGGACGGGAUCGUUCAACGUCGGGCCCUGGACGCGUACAGGGAGCAGCAGACUGUGGAGAGCCCUGGCGGCCCCAUCCUAAGCACUCAGGAGCCUCUCAGUAGAGCACCAAGGGAGCUCCUUGAAGGGAAAGGGAAGUUGGCGUCUCCCAUAGCUGCCCCGGAUCGCGGUGUGGAAGGGCCCCAGGCGCCUCCUUCACCCUCCGCAGACGUCCGAUCGCAAUCCUUGGCUUCUUCACCGGGUGAACCCCCACAUGAUGAUGAAGGCGAAGACAAUGCGGCAUUGCUUGCUAUGCUCUCUCCACAGCUGAAAGUCUCUCUUUCUGCAGCAAAAUUAAAACAGGUGCUGCGAUUCAUGAAGAAAGAAGCCUCAAAUACGGCAGCCGAAGAGCUUGCCCGGAUCGAGAGGAAACAGGAGGAGGAGCGCUUGCUCAACACCUAUGCGCACGUGCGAUCUUUGUUUGGUUUGGAAAAGACAGAAAUGAACGCCGCACGGCUCCUCGAACACUUAGCGGUGGAGAGUCUGUUUGAAGACCAUCGCCGCAUCCUCCCGCAGCUAUCCCUACUUUUGAAUCGUAGCGGCUUCGGGCUAAGCGCGAUGACGCUAUCUCAGGAUGAGGAUGGUGUGGUGAACAGUCCUACUACUGAGGGUCCGGUCGCUCCGCUGAAAAAGGUAAAUGACUUGUCGACACUUACUGCAGAGGAAUUGGAAAACACUUUGGUGCUCCUUGAUCGUACUAAAGCUUCCCUAAAGACAUUAUAA